This is a messenger RNA of Macrobrachium nipponense, 504 nucleotides long. RefSeq names its product dnaJ homolog subfamily C member 21-like. The record is from RefSeq and is a predicted model, not a curated record. The coding region runs from base 1 to 504 and encodes 167 amino acids. Lineage: Eukaryota; Metazoa; Arthropoda; Malacostraca; Decapoda; Palaemonidae. The transcript is spliced from 2 exons.
AUGGAACUUCAUGGCUGCCCCUACGACAUCCUAGGCGUUGCAGAGGAUGCUGCUUUGAAGGAAAUAGAAAGGGCCUACAGGAAGCUGGCCCUCAAGAGCCACCCUGAUAAGUUCCAGGGGCCUCAGGCAGAGCGACAACAAGUGAAAGAAAUGAUGCAAAAGAUCAACUACGCUAACGACAUCCUACGUGACGCUGACGAAAGAGAAGAAUACGACACUCUCAGGGGCUUCGUCAAGGACGUUGUGGAUAAGCUGUUCGAAGAUCCAAGUUUCCCGAUGAAUCCGAUGAUGAAGAAGAAGAUGAGUCAGAACUGUCUGAGGAAGAGGAAGAAUGUGAUGAAGAGGACGAAGAGGAGGAAGAGGACGAAGAGGAAGAAUCUCCUGGCACGGCGACACAAGAUUGGUGGGGUUUCCAAUGCCAGCGUGCUCGAAGUGUUCAUUGCAACUACCUCUACAACAUAUGACCGUAGAUCUAAUACCUCAACAGCUAUAACAAACUUUUAA